Messenger RNA from Pocillopora verrucosa, 1158 nucleotides. The record is from RefSeq and is a predicted model, not a curated record. Lineage: Eukaryota; Metazoa; Cnidaria; Anthozoa; Scleractinia; Pocilloporidae.
AUGAGAGGAACCUGCAUAGUGAUCCCCAAAGGUCUUAGAACAACAGUAUUAACCAUUGGACAUGAAGGACAUUUAGGUGUAGUCAGCAUGAAACCGCAUCUUCGCACAAAAGUAUGGUGGCCAAAGCUAGAAAAGGAUGUGGAAAGGUUUUUCAAGACCUGUGAAGCAUGUCAGUUGGUGGGCAGACCUGACCCUCCAGAGCCUGUGGCAAGUACAGAACUACCUCAAGGACCCUGGUGUGCUGUCACAAUUGAUUACCUGGGACUGUUACCCUCAGGUGAACACAUACUUGUAGUUGUUGACUACUACAGCAGAUAUUACAAGGUGGCUGUUGUAAGGAAAAUUACAUCAGAGAAGACCAUAGAGUGUUUAGAAACCAUAUUUGCCAGACAUGGACUGCCUGAAGUGCUUGUAAGUGACAAUGUGCCAAAACUUGUCUCGGAGAAAUUCAAAGCGCUCCUAAAGGAAAAUGGUAUUAAGCAUCAACGUGUAACAACUCGGUGGGCUCAAGAAAAUGGCAAGGUAGAGAGACAGAAUAGAUCCAUACUCAAAAGAUUACAGUUGGCACAUGCAGAAGGAAAGGACUGGAGAAGAGAACUGCUCAGGUAUAUGGCUGUUUACAGAACAACUCCUCACCAGACAACUGGACAGACACCAGCAUUUCUUCUGAUGGGCCAAUACCCGAGAACAAAGUUACCUGAAUUGUCACAACCAACCCACAGUGAUGAGGAACCCAGAGACAGAGAUCAACUGAUGAAAUUCAAGAGCAAACAGUAUGCAGAUGCUUCAAGAAAUGCUAAGAUGGGUGAGGUGAAACAAGGUGACCUUGUACUCAUGAAACAGGAUAAGAAGAACAAACUGUCCACCACAUAUGAACCUCAGCUGUACAAAGUGAAAGAAAAGAAAGGAAAUCAGGUUGUUGUGUCUGAAAGCGACAAUCCUGCAAGGGUUUUGCACCGAAACACAACUGAAGUCAAGCAGUACCACCCUACUGAUGAUCAGCUCAGUAAUACGAAGGCUAAUCAGGAGAAAAACACCCCUCCCGCUUCAGUCGAGAUGGACACAGCAGUUGAAUCAGGAAGUACUGAUUUCCAGGAAGGUUCACCAUGGCGUUAUCCACAGAGGAUUUGCAAACCACCUGACAGAUUGAACUUAUAA